AUGACUCGGGAACCCCUGUCUUGGCUCGCUCCGGACUCAUCGGUGGCCUCCGCCGACGAGGCAGACACCCUCGUGAGGCGGUUUGCCCUAUGGAGGGAUCCAUUGCAGCCGGGCUACAAUGUCCUGUCAGAUGAGGAGCGACGAGAAUUCUAUGCUCAAAUGACUUUUAAUGAUCACUUUCAGCAACUCACCCUUCUUGACCUGCACACCUCCUCUCCAGAUAUUGCUGUAUCCUACAUGCAUUGGGCUUCUUGGAAGAUCCAUAUUCGCUUUAAUAACCUUAAUAAGCCACACGAAACACAUUGGGAAGAGGUGGAGGAGCAGAAGAAGAAGAAGAAGAAGAAGAAGAUAUACUUAGCGAGGCAAGAUCACCGCCAGGAAGAGUACAAAUGGACAACGUUUCUCCCUCACGGAGAGUCUGCGGAGCUCCGUUGGAUAACGAAGCAUACACGGGGAAUGAGCCGCCGGAAUUUUACACUUCUAGACCAGAAGACCAAUGAGGCUCUCGCCGAAUUUAUUAGCGAUAAAAAUUUGCACAUGGGUGGCGUGUUGAGGAUAAAGAUACGUGAGAAUGGAUUCGGAUUCGAUCACUGUGGCCCUAAGAUUCUUAUGUCAUUCUUGGUCGUAUAUGAAACGCUGAGGAGGCGAUCCCAUCGCACUAUGUAUAGAUCUUCAAAGGGCAACACGAUGCAUCAAUUCUGUUACCGAACACUUGAAUUUCUGCUACGGCUUAAGGUAUCUAAACGGAGUUCGCUUUAUGCAACCACGCAAGAGUAG
Messenger RNA from Metarhizium acridum CQMa 102, 777 nucleotides. Lineage: Eukaryota; Fungi; Ascomycota; Sordariomycetes; Hypocreales; Clavicipitaceae. The record is from RefSeq and is a predicted model, not a curated record.